AUGAAAAGUUACAUAUUCUAUACAUUUUUAGGUUCAAGCUAUAUUCCAAGCUUAAGCAGUUCAAAAUCUAGUAGAUUGAGUUCAAGCAGUUCCAGCUCUAGUAGCUCAAGCUCAAGUAGCUACAGUUCAAACUGUUUUAUUAGUCCAAGCUCCAGUUCAAGUUCAAGUAGGUCAAGUAGCUCUAGUUCAUGUUCAAGCUUAAGUAGUUCAAGUGAUUCAAAUUCUAGCAGCUCAAGUUCAAGCUGUUCAAGCUCUAGUUCAAGCUCAUGCAGCUCAAGUUCAAGCAGUUCAAGUUCCAGUAGCUCAAGCAGUGCAAGUUCUAGUAGCUCAAGUAGUUCAAGUUCCAGUAGCUCAAGCUCAAGCAGUUCAAGUUCUAUUCAAGUUCUAGUAGCUCAAGCAGUUCAAGUUGUAGUAGCUCAAGCUCAAGCUCAGCUCAAAAGCAGUUCUAGUAGUCAAGCAGUUCAAGUUGUAGUAGCUCAAGCUCAAGCAGUUCAAGUUCUAGUAGCUCAAGCUCAAGCAGUUCAAGUUCAAGCUGAAGGAUACUGUCACUCUAAAAGUUCAAGCUCUAGUUCAAGUUCAAGUAGCUCAAGCUCAAUCUCUAGUAGCUCCAGCCCAAGUUCUAGUAGCUCUAGUUCAAGUUCAAGCAGUUCAAAUAGCUCAAGUUCAAGCAGUUCAAGUAGCUCAAGUUCAAGCAGUUCAAGUUCAUGCAGUUCAAGCUCUAGUAGUUCAAGCAGUUCAAGUAGUUCAAGCUCCAGUUCAAGCAGUUCUACUUCUUGUAGCUCUAGCUCCAGCUCAAGUAGCUCAAGCUCAAGUUCAAGUAGUUCAUGCUCUAGUAGCUCCAGCUCAAGUUCAAGCUCUAGUAGCUCCAGCUAUAGUUCAAGUAGCUCAGCUCAAGCUCUAGUUCAAGUAGCUCAAGUAGUCAAGCUCAAGCAGCUCAAGCUCUACUCAAAGCUCAAAGUUCAAGCAGCUCAAGCUCUAGCUUCAAGCAGCUCAAGCUCUAGUUCAGUAGCUCAAGUUCAGUUCAGCAGCUCUAGCUCAAGUCAGCUCAAGUUCAAGUUCAACUCAAGCUCUAGUAGUUCAGCUCAAGUUCAAGUAGCUCAAGCUCAAGUUCAAGCAGCUCAAGCUCUAGUUCAAGCAGCUCAAGCUCUAGUAGCUCCAGCUCUUCAAGUAGCUCAAGCUCUAGUUCAAGCAGCUCAAGCUCUAGUUCAGCUCAAGUUCAGCUCAAGCUCUAGUUCAAGUAGCUCAAGCUCUAGUUCAAGUAGCUCAAGCUCUAGUUCAACUCAAGCUCUAGUUCAAGUAGCUCAAGUUCAAGUAGCUCCAGCUCUCAGUAGCUCAAGCUCUAGUUCAAGCAGCUCUCAAGUAAGCUCUAGUUCAAGCAGCUCAAGCUCUAGUUCAAGCAGCUCAAGCUCUAGUUCAAGCAGCUCAAGCUCUAGUUCAAGUAGCUCAAGCUCUAGUUUAGCUCUAGUUCAAGUAGCUCAAGCUCUAGUUCAAGUAGCUCAAGCUCUAGUUCAAGUAGCUCAAGCUCAAGUUCAAGCAGCUCAAGCUCUAGUAGCUCAAGCUCUAGUUCAAGCAGCUCAAGCUCUAGUAGCUUCAGCUCAAGCUCUAGUUCAAGUAGCUCAAGCUCAAGUUCAAGUAGCUCAAGCUCUAGUUCAAGUAGCUCAAGCUCAAGUUCAAGCAGCUCAAGCUCUAGUUCAAGUAGCUCAAGUUCAAGCAGCUCAAGCUCUAGUAGCUUCAGCUCAAGUUCAAGUAGCUCAAGCUCUAGUUCAAGCAGCUCAAGCUCUAGUAGCUUCAGCUCCAGCUCUAGUUCAAGUAGCUCAAGCUCUAGUUCAAGCAGCUCAAGCUCUAGUAGCUCAGCUCAAGUUCAAGCAGCUCAAGCUCUACUCAAGCUCUAGUUCAAGUAGCUCAAGCUCUAGUUCAAGCAGCUCAAGCUCUCAAGCAGCUCAAGCUCUAGUUCAAGCAGCUCAAGUUCUAGUAGCUCCAGCUCAAGCUCUAGUAGCUCCAACUCAAGCUCUAGUAGCUCCAGCUCAAGUAGCUCAAGCUUUAGUAGCUCCAGCUCAAGUAGCUCAAGCUCUAGUUCAAGCAGCUCAAGCUCAAGUAGCUCAAGCUCUAGUUCAAGCUCAAGUUAGCUCAAGCUCUAGUUCAAGUAGCUCAAGUUCAAGCAGCUCAAGCUCUAGUUCUCAAGCUCAAGUAGCUCCAGCUCAAGUAGCUCAAGCUCUAGUUCAAGUAGCUCAAGUUCAAGCAGCUCAAGCUCUAGUAGCUCCUGCUCAAGCAGCUCAAGCUCUAGUUCAAGCAGCUCAAGCUCAAGUAGCUCAAGCUCUAGUUCAAGUAGCUCAAGUUCAAGCAGCUCAAGCUCUAGUUCAAGUAGCUCAAGUUCAAGCAGCUCAAGCUCUAGUUCAAGCAGCUCAAGCUCUAGUAGCUCUAGCUCAAGUAGCUCAAGCUCUAGUUCAAGUAGCUCAAGUUCGAGCAGCUCAAGCUCUAGUAGCUCCUGCUCAAGCAGCUCAAGCUCUAGUUCAAGUAGCUCAAGUUCAAGCAGCUCAAGCUCUAGUUCAAGUAGCUCAAGUUCAAGUAGCUCAAUUAGCUCAAACUCAUGCAGCUCCAGCUCUAGUAGCUCUAGUUCAAGCAGUUCAAGUUCUAGCAGUUCAAGUUCAAGCAGUUCAAGUAGCUCAAGUUCAAGCAGUUCAAGUAGUUCAAGCUCUAGUAGUUCAAGCAGUUCAAGUUGUUCCAGCUCAAGCAGUUCAAGCUCCAGCACAAGUAGCUCAAGCUCAAGUUCAAGUAGCUCAAGCUCAAGUUCAAGUAGCUCGAGCUCAAGUUCAAGUAGCUCAACUUCAAGUUCAAGUAGCUCAAGCUCUAGUAGCUCCAGCUCAAGUUCAAGCAGCUCAAGCUCUAGUAGCUCCAGCUCAAGUUCAAGCAGCUCAAGCUCUAGUAGCUCCAGCUCAAGUAGCUCAAGCUUACUCAAGCUCUAGUAGCUCCAGCUCAAGUUCAAGCAGCUCAAGCUCUAGUAGCUCCAGUCAAGUAGCUCCAGCUCAAGUUCAAGUAGCUCCAGCUCAAGUUCAAGUAGCUCCAGCUCAAGUUCAAGUAGCUCUAGCUCAAGUUCAAGUAGCUCAAGCUCAAGUUCAAGUAGCUCAAGCUCUAGUAGCUCCAGCUCAAGUUCAAGUAGCUCAAGCUCUAGUUCUAGCAGUUCAUGUUCAAGCAGUUCAAGUAGCUCCAGCUCCAGCUCUAGUAGUUCAAGCUCAAGUUCUAGUCUGGAUCAGCUAUGACUACAUAUCCCCAUCUCCUAUAUCAUUUGUUCAAGUUCCAGUUCAAGUAGUUCAAGCUCAAGCAGUUCAAGUUCUAGUUCAAGCAGUUCAAGCUCUAGUUCAAGUUCAAGCAGUUCCAGUUCCAGUUCAAGUUCAAGCAGUUCCAGUUCUAGUAGCUCAAGUUCAUGUAGCUCCAGCUCAAGCUCUAGUAGUUCCAGUUCAAGCAGUUCAAGUUCUAGUAGCUCAAGCUCAAGUAGCUGCAGUUCUAGUAGUUCCAGCUCUAGCUCUAGUAGUUCCAGUUCAAGCAGUUCAAGUUCUAGUAGCUCAAGCUCAAGUUCUAGUAGUUCAAGCUCAAGUUCUAGUAGUUCAAGCUCAAGCAGUUCAAGUUCUAGUAGCUCAAGUUCAAGCUCUAGUAGUUCAAGCUCAAGCUCAUUCAAGUUCUAGUAGCUCAGUUUCAGCAGUUCAAGUUCUAGUAGUUCAAGCUCAAGCAGUUCCAGUAGCUCAAGUUCAAGUUCUAGUAGUUCAAGCUCAAGUUCUAGCAGUUCAAGCUCAAGCAGUUCCAGUAGCUCAAGUUCAAGUUCUAGUAGUUCAUGCUCCAGCAGUUCAAGCUCAAGUUCAAGCAGCUCUAGUUCAAGUUCAAGCUCUAGUAGUUCAAUUUCAAGCUCUAGUAGUUCAAGUUCAAGCUCUAGUAGUUCAAGUUCAAGCUCUAGUAGUUCAAGUUCAAGCUCUAGUAGUUCAAGUUCAAGCUCUAGCAGUUCAAGCUCUAGUAGUUCAAGCUCUAGCAGUUCAAGCUCUAGUAGUUCAAGCUCUAGUAGUUCAAGUUCAAGCUCUAGUAGUUCAAGUUCAAGCUCUAGUAGUUCAAGUUCAAGUUCUAGCAGUUCAAGUUCAAGCUCUAGUAGCUCCAGCUCAAGCAGUUCAAGUUCAAGCAGUUCAAGUUCAAGCAGUUCCAGUAGCUCCAGCUCCAGCUCUAGUAGCUCCAGUUCAUGCUCUAGUAGUUCAAGCUCAAGUAGCUCCAGUUCAAGCUCAAGUAGCUCCAGUUCAAGUUCUAGUAGCUCCAGCUCCAGCUCAAGUAGCUCCAGCUCCAGCUCAAGUAGCUCCAGUUCAAGCUCUAGUAGUUCAAGCUCAAGUAGUUCCAGUUCAAGCUCUAGCAGCUCUAGUUCAAGCUCUAGUAGUUCCAGCUCAAGUUCUAGCAGCUCAAGCUCCUGUUCAAGUUCAAGCAGUUCAAGUUCAAGCAGCUCAAGCUCUAGUUGUUCAAGUUCUAGUAGUUCCAGUUCAAGCAGUUCCAGCUCUAGUAGUUCAAGUUCAAGUAGCUCCAGCUCAAGUAGUUCUAGCUCAAGCUCUAGUAGUUCCAGCUCAAGUAGUUCAAGUUCCAGCAGUUCAAGCUCCAGCUCAAGCUCAAGCAGUUCAAGUAGCUCUAGUUCAAGUUCAAGCAGUUCAAGUAGCUCUAGUUCAAGUUCAAGCAGUUCAAGUAGCUCUAGUUCAAGUUCAAGCAGUUCAAGUAGCUCUAGUUCAAGUUCAAGCAGUUCAAGUAGCUCUAGUUCAAGUUCAAGCAGUUCAAGUAGCUCUAGUUCAAGUUCAAGCAGUUCAAGUAGCUCUAGUUCAAGUAGCUCUAGUUCAAGUUCAAGCAGUUCAAGUAGCUCUAGUUCAAGUUCAAGCAGUUCAAGUUCUAGUAGCUCCAGUUCAAGCAGCUCAAGCUCUAGUUCAAGUAGUUCUAGUUCAAGCAGUUCAAGCUCAAGCAGUUCUAGCUCCAGCAGCUCAAGUAGUUCAAGUUCUAGUAGCUCAAGCUCUAGUUCAAGUUCAAGCAGUUCCAGUUCAAGUAGUUCUAGCUCAAGCAGCUCAAGUUCAAGCAGCUCAAGUUCAAGCAGCUCAAGUUCUAGCAGCUCUAGCUCCAGUAGCUCAAGUUCAAGUAGCUCCAGCUCAAGCAGUUCAAGUUCAAGCAGUUCAAGCUCAAGCAGUUCUAGUUCAAGCAGUUCAAGUUCUAGCAGUUCCAGCUCAAGCAGCUCAAGCUCUAGUAGUUCCAGUUCAAGCAGCUCAAGCUCUAGUAGUUCCAGUUCAAGCAGUUCAAGUUCUAGUAGCUCCAGCUCAAGCAGCUCAAGUAGUUCUAGCAGUUCCAGCUCAAGCAGUUCAAGUUCCAGCAGUUCAAGCUCUAGUAGCUCCAGUUCAAGUUCUAGCAGUUCAAGCUCAAGUUCCAGCUCGAGUAGCUCUAGUUCAAGCAGUUCAAGUUCUAGUAGCUCUAGCUCAAGUAGUUCCAGUUCAAGCAGUUCAAGUUCUAGUAGUUCCAGCUCAAGUAGUUCCAGUUCAAGCAGCUCAAGCUCUAGUAGUUCCAGUUCAAGCAGUUCAAGUUCUAGUAGUUCCAGCUCAAGCAGUUCAAGUUCUAGUAGUUCCAGCUCAAGUAGUUCCAGUUCAAGCAGCUCUAGCUCAAGUAGUUCCAGUUCAAGCAGCUCAAGUUCUAGUAGUUCCAGCUCAAGCAGUUCAAGUUCUAGUAGUUCAAGUUCCAGUUCCAGUUCAAGUAGUUCUAGUUCAAGUAGUUCCAGUUCAAGCAGCUCAAGCUCUAGUAGUUCCAGUUCAAGCAGCUCAAGCUCUAGUAGUUCCAGUUCAAGCAGUUCAAGCUCUAGUAGUUCCAGUUCAAGCAGCUCAAGCUCUAGUAGUUCCAGUUCAAGCAGUUCAAGCUCUAGUAGUUCCAGUUCAAGCUCAAGCUCUAGCUCAAGCAGUUCAAGUUCUAGUAGUUCAAGUAGUUCCAGUUCAAGUAGCUCUAGUUCAAGUUCAAGCAGUUCCAGUUCAAGUAGCUCUAGUUCAAGUUCAAGCAGUUCCAGUUCAAGUAGCUCUAGUUCAAGUUCAAGCAGGUUCAAGUAGCUCUAGUUCAAGUUCAAGCAGUUCCAGUUCAAGUAGCUCUAGUUCAAGUUCAAGCAGUUCCAGCUCAAGUAGCUCUAGUUCAAGUUCUAGUUCAAGCAGUUCAAGUUCUAGUAGUUCCAGCUCAAGCAGUUCAAGUUCAAGUAGCUCCAGUUCAAGUAGCUCUAGCUCAAGUUCAAGUAGUUCAAGCUCUAGUAGUUCCAGUUCAAGUAGUUCCAGUUCAAGCAGUUCAAGCUCUAGCAGUUCCAGUUCAAGUAGUUCAAGCUCAAGCAGUUCAAGUUCUAGCAGUUCAAGCUCCAGUUCAAGUUCAAGCAGUUCGAGUUCAAGUAGCUCUAGUUCAAGCUCUAGUAGUUCCAGUUCAAGCAGUUCAAGCUCAAGUAGUUCCAGUUCAAGCAGUUCAAGUUCUAGUAGUUCCAGUUCAAGUAGUUCAAGCUCUAGCAGUUUUAAGAAUUUCUAUUUUUCCUUAUAUAUCGAGCUCCAAACUCUUGAGCACCCUAGGUUAUGGUAUCAGAGUUCUGUUAGAGGUUCAACAUCUGGCAUUUCCAGUUGUAGCUCAAGUUAUUCAGCUCUUCCGUGCUGCAGUAGCUCAGACAGUUUUAUCCCUAGUAGCUCCAGAAGCUCAAGUAUCUCAAUCUUCAGUAGUACAAGUUGUUCAAGCAUCAUUCCUUCUCUCAGUCCAAGCUCUAUCAGCAGCUUAGAAAGCAGUUUGAGCUCAGAAUCAAGUAGCAUUUCCAGUAAUUUACCCCCUUCCAUCACAAGUUCGAUAUCAGGCAUUUCCAGUUUUAGUUCAAGUUAUUCAGUUCUUCCAUGCUCCAGUAGCUCAAAUAGCUCUAUCUCUAGUAGCUCCAGAAGCUCAAGUAUCUCAGUCUUCAGUAGUAUAGGUUGUUCAAGCAUCAUUCCAUCUAUCAGUCCAAGCUCUAUCAGCGGCUUAGAGUGUUCUAUACCUGGCAUUUCCAGUUGUAGUUCAAGUUACUCAGUUCUUCCAUGCUCCAGUAGCUCAAAUAGCUCUAUCCCGAGUAGCUCCAGAAGCUCAAGUAUCUCAGUCUUCAGUAGUAUAGGUUGUUCAAGCAUCAUUCCUUCUAUCAGUCCAAGCUCGAUCAGCAGCUUAGAAAGCAGUUUGAGCUCAGAAUCAAGUAGCAUUUCCAGUAGUUUAUCUCCUUCCGCCCCUUCAAGUGCCAUCACAAGUUCAGCAUCAGGCAUUUCCAGUUUUAGUUCAAGUUAUUCUGUUCUUCCAUGCUCCAGUAGCUCAAACAGAUCUAUAAGCUCAAGUAUCUCAGUCUUCAGUAGUUUAGGUUGUUCAAGCAUCAAUCCUUCUAUCAGUCCAAGCUCUAUCAGCAGCUUAGAGAUAUACUAUGCUAUUAUCUCUACAAAUCUGAAAAAAACAUAUAAAUUGUAA
Penaeus vannamei (Pacific white shrimp) is the source of this 7482-nucleotide messenger RNA. The record is from RefSeq and is a predicted model, not a curated record. NCBI's taxonomy places the organism in Eukaryota, Metazoa, Arthropoda, Malacostraca, Decapoda, Penaeidae.